AGAUCCAAGUGGUCGGAGCCAGGGGCGAACCCAAGAGUUCAAAACAGAUGGGGCGGGGCAUGGGUUUCAAGAUAGGCGGGCGUGGGGGAUUCAUUGUUCUUCUGUGGAUUUCCAUAUAUUUCUUGUUAUUUGUUAGCCAAAUAUCUGAGAAUAGGAGGGGGGCGGCCCACCCUUAGAUCGCCGCCCCUGGGAGCCCUACUACCCUACGCUUUUUCGACUAAAGAAAUGUAUUGAAAUCCUCAACAACCCACUGUUAUAUGGGAUCGUAAUGUAAGACAACUGCAGCAACACCAAUGACGUAUGGGUGUCAAAAUAACUGGCACAAGCUAUCGGCAUCAGAACUAUAGGGACAGCAACGAAAGACCACAGAAAUAAAAAAAAAAACAACGUAACCAAAACAACGAUGACACUUAGGCAUUGAAAAAAAAACUGUUAAAGUAAUUAUGAUUUUUUUUGCGAGGAGACGCCUUUUUAGAUUGCCAAUGACACAAAUUUUUUUGGAACGGAACUUUAUAACUCUUAAUUUUUAAAACUAAUUCCAGAAGGUUAUGUUUGUACAAAAUGAGCCAGGAAAAUACGAACAAUCUCACUUCCGCACUAUUAGCACAUUAUUUUCCCUAUUUUAAUCACUUCAAAGUUGGCGCUUCUUAUCUCGUAUAAAAUUACUUUUGGGUAAUUCGUCUGGCUUGUCUAUCACACAGUGGUUGCACUACACAUGACAAUUCAUCAUUCCGUAUUCACAGUUCUCGCCAAUGCCAGACGGUUGAUCCACCUUUCUUUGCUUAAACACAGACGAAGGGAACUCCUCGGAUAACUUAGCAGGCUCUACCAUGGCGAACAGACCUGAAAGCCUUUUGAAGUUUGUCAAGUCCAAUUAUGCCGGCUGUGCGAAGCUCACAUCGGAACAAUUCUAUGACAUUUUCAAAAAAUACGACGCAGACGGAAAUGACUGUAUUGAUGCGAAAGAGCUCGAUCUUUUUCUCCAAGAUGUUCAAAAGGCAGAUCCGAACGCGACCAAUCUGGAUGCCCUCAAGAACGAAAUUUUAGAGAAAUAUGACGCGAACUAUGAUGGUGUUAUUCAAAUGAGCGAGCUUGCCCAGUGCCUUCCCUUAGAGGAGAAUUUCCUUGUUGGUUUUCGCAAAGAUAACGUUAUUUCUAGUGUCGACUUUAUGAAGAUUUUCAAGAAAUAUGAUACCGAUAAAAGUGGCUACAUCGAGGUACCCGAACUAAAGGUUUUUCUGAUGGAUUUGCUGGAUGCAGAUAAGAAAGCCAUCUCACCGUCACGGAUCAACGAUUAUGCUUCUGCCAUGAUCGAGAUUUUUGACCGUAACAAGGAUGGCAAGCUAGAGUUGUCAGAGCUGUCUAGGCUGCUACAAGUUGAAGACAAUUUCUUGAAGGAUAUCGACAUUCGAGAAGGCCUUACAAGAGAACAGUUUGAUGAUAUCUUCAGUCAUUAUGACAAGGAUGGUAAUGGUGACAUCGAGGGAGCCGAGCUGGACGCCUUGCUGAUGGACAUACUCAAAAAGAUGGAAAAGGUCGUCGUUACAACGCAAGUGGUGAACUCGUACAAGAAAGAAGUUCUCAAAUUCAUCGACAUCAACAAAGACGGAAAACUGCAAAAAAACGAGCUUGGGCUCCUCCUCUCACACAAGUAGCCGCUGACCAAUUGACGAGCCCACAUUUGGGCUGAUAAGUGUACAAGUGCCGAGUACGAGAAUAUACUUAUAAAAGGCACAAAUGUUAUAAAUGUAUGAUGAAAUCUUAUAGUUAAUAUCAUGGUAUUUAUCAUUUACAGAUUAAUAAAUGAUGAUAUAAUCUU
Messenger RNA from Nematostella vectensis (starlet sea anemone), 1819 nucleotides. Its product is annotated as calretinin. Gene Ontology annotation, molecular function: calcium ion binding. Gene Ontology annotation, cellular component: cytosol; terminal bouton; nucleus. The transcript is spliced from 12 exons. The record is from RefSeq and is a predicted model, not a curated record. Bases 831 to 1655 code for a protein of 274 amino acids. Gene Ontology annotation, biological process: regulation of presynaptic cytosolic calcium ion concentration; regulation of long-term synaptic potentiation. NCBI's taxonomy places the organism in Eukaryota, Metazoa, Cnidaria, Anthozoa, Actiniaria, Edwardsiidae.